AUGUCUACCAAUACUCCAACAAUGCUUCCAUUAACUGUAACAACAACAACACCCAACCAAACCGCAAUCAGUCAAACAGUGCAAAGAACUAAAAACGCAUUCGCAACGCGUCGAAAAAGACGAAAUUUGUGCAGUGAACUUGAACAGUGCAACAGAAAGCGUGUGGUGUCUAAUGCCACAACAGCAACAACAACAAGAACAACACGAAUUGCAACGAGCAAAUUGGCAAAUUAUGCCGACUUCCCAACGCCAACGACUGCGCCACCAACAACGAUGGCGGCAAUGGCAGCAAUGACAACAAGAACAACCACAACAACAAUGCCUGCAACGACAAUGCGUGCGGUAGUGACGCAACUUGCCACAAGGACCGCAGUGUCGCGCACAGCAACCACAACACCACCGCCGCCGCGAUUAUCCACUGCCCCGGCGGCAACAACACCAGCAACACCAUCAGCAGCAGCGGCAACUGGUGCAGCCACCAUGCACCCACGAAGACAUCACUGUCAGCGGCGCGCAACUAUAGCAACAACACCAACAACUGCUGAGGCCCACAACAUAACAACAGCGUUGCCGCGUGCACGCGCCGCCAGCCUCGGCUUCAACCUGAGCACGGCCUUCGCGACCGCUCUCUUCCACACCAGCGUUGCAGUUGCAGCCGCUGCCUCGACACAGACUCAAACGCAACUCAGCGCCGCUGCCAAGCACCAGACGCCCCAGGCACAGGCCGUGCUGGAUAGCGGCAUGCUCUCACAACUGGACUCCAAUGCCACUUCCACGUUGCUGGGCUCAGCGGGCGCCACCAUGACGCCGAGCAAUUUCACGCUGCUGGACGACGCUGGCGCCGAUGGUGUUGAGGGCAUCAACGAUGUCACGAAUAGCAGCGAAUGGUUCGAUGUUGUGUACUUGGUGUUCAAGGCGUCGCUAAUGCUCUUCAUCAUAAUUGCGGCCAUUUUCGGAAACCUUCUUGUCAUUAUUUCUGUGAUGCGAGUUAGAAAAUUAAGAAUUAUAACGAAUUACUUCGUCGUGUCGUUGGCUAUGGCCGACAUAAUGGUGGCUAUGAUGGCUAUGACGUUUAACUUCAGCGUUCAAGUAACUGGGCGUUGGAAUUUUGGAAUAUUUGUCUGCGAUCUGUGGAACAGCUUGGACGUGUACUUCUCAACCGCUAGCAUUUUGCAUCUGUGUUGCAUAUCGGUGGACAGAUAUUAUGCGAUUGUAAAGCCGCUCAAGUACCCGAUCAAUAUGACGAAACGCGUUGUGACCAUCAUGCUGAUAAACACGUGGGUCUCGCCGGCUCUGCUCUCCUUCCUGCCCAUAUUCAUCGGUUGGUACACGACCGAAGAGCACAAGAUCUACGUGAAACGACAUCCCGAUCGCUGUGAGUUCAUCGUCAAUAAGCCGUACUGCGUCAUCUCGAGCUCGAUCUCCUUCUGGAUUCCAUGCACGAUCAUGAUUUUCACGUACUUGGCGAUAUUCCGCGAGGCCAACCGUCAGGAGAAGCAAAUGAUGGCGCGGCAAGGCAACGCGAUGUUGAUGCACCGGCACUCAGAGGAUGCCCGCGCCAGCGUGGGAGUAAGCAACAACACAGGUGAGGCGCUCAGCGGCUCCGGCUCGUCGAAAACUUUGACGCUGCACGAAGUGGAACAGGACCACACACCGACAAAGGACAAACAUUUAAUCAAAAUGAAACGAGAACACAAGGCUGCGAGAACUUUGGGCAUCAUUAUGGGCACGUUCAUCGUCUGUUGGCUGCCAUUCUUCCUUUGGUACACCAUCACCAGUCUAUGCGACUUAACCGCGCCGGACAUUGUGGUCGCCAUACUGUUCUGGAUCGGCUACUUCAACUCAACGCUCAACCCACUCAUAUACGCUUACUUCAACCGCGAGUUUCGAGAGGCGUUCCGCAACACCCUGCAAUGCCUCUUCUGCAACUGGUGGCGGGAUCGCGGUCUGCCGCUCGACAUCGACAUACGACGCUCCAGCCUGCGCUAUGACACACGCGCCAAAAGCGUCUACUCCGAGAACUACUUGAGCGCCAGCCAGCCACCCAGGCGUACCAGUCAACUGGUCGACAGCUUAUAAUACAGCCGGGAUGACUCGCUGUUGUCGGUGACGCGCACACCGCCGCAGCGAUCCACGUCAAUGCAACUGCUGCCAACCCAACAGUCCGUGCAGAUGACUGACUCGACGCCAGUACGCGCUGCCGGCAGUGGCAUGCAUCAGUUGGCGCCACUCCCACUGCCGUCGUAUGUCGGCAAGCGUUUGCUCGAGAUCAAACCUGGCGCUGGGCACGAUUUGAAUGGCGGCGAUAUGCAGGCCAGGGCUGGCGCAGACAGCAGUGUUGGCGACGAUGAUGAACCACAACAGAUACAGAUCGAAAUACCGUUGGCCUAUGUCAAGAAGUGGAACAAAAGCAAUAAAAUGACAACGGCAGCAACAACUGCAACAACUACAACAGCGACAACAGUAACCGCGGCCACGGUCAACAGCACAAGCACAGCGCUGACUACAAUAACAACAACAGUAACAACACCCAAAGGCACUGAAAUACACGAACACACACACGUUUAGGGCAAACUCUAGCACCCACCGACCACUAACUGAGGUGGCGGAAGUAUUGUUCGAGGAAUCCGUGCAGUAAUCGUACAGAACAGGUUCUGCGAUAACUUCGUAUGUAUGUAUGCAUCAAAAGAACGCCGUACGUGUAAAAAAAAGAAAUAGAGAAUUCGUGCUCAAGCAUCCUCCAUUUUAUUUGCCAAAAGUUAUAGUUCUUACUAUUCAGCUCUUCGUAGGAGGCUGGGUAUGUAAUACGGAUCGAUUAGACGUGCGCCUAUCGUUCUCUGAAGAAGUUCAUGGCCCUCCAGCCCUUGAAUGGAGUGAAUACAUGUCUUUAAGUUCCCAGCGGGAUAUGGUAGACAUUGGUAAGCGAGCGAGGUAAACGAUACAUCAUGAUUGUAUCGCUUUCUCCGAUCGAUGAAAGUUAACACGGUGAUGUCCUAGGAAAAGUACAAGAUCACCCUUUUCCCUUACCAUAGGGACGAAGAAUUCUUCGAUGCCAAGGUUAAUAAUAGAAUAGAAGAAAUUGCAUAUUAAUUUUGCCUUAUUUAUGAAAGUGCGUGUAUGUAUUUCGUUAUGAAAAUAAGUAUUUAUGUAUAAAAAGGAAUAGUUUCCUUUAAAUUUUGUGGCUGAGUCUCUUCUCGUUUUUUCCAAGCAACGAGACUUAAAGAAACGGCCUUUGGCAAGUCUUGAUGCUUUACACAUUCUACAAAAAAAGUUGAAACCGUGUGUAGUUAUAAAUUUCCUUCAAUGAUGAAAACACGAAAAACUUACCAAAUAGUAACGCAUUAAAGUGCUUCACUUUCUUCAUUUUUAAUGAGUCUUCUCAUAUGCCUUUUCGCGAAAAGUUUAAACACAAAAAUAAGCAACAUUUUUGAUUAAAAUAGCAGCUCACCUAAACACAACCAACUUUCUGCAAAUUUUCUUCAAAUGCUUGACGAUUUGACGAAAUAAUGAAAAUAUUUUCUUAUAAAUUUUAUUUCAUCAACUUGUAUUUGUUGUUUACAUAUUGUUUUGUAACGUUUUUCACGUACUUACUUGAUUGUAAAUAUGAACGCAGUAGAAUUUAGCCACAAAGGUCACUUUUAUGCAUUACCUGGUAUCGAAGAAUUCUACAUAGAAUUUUCUUCGAAGCAUUCUUCAAAGAAAAAUGUAAGCGGUGAACCAUUAUCCCGCUGGGUUAUAUUUUAAUUCUGAAAUAACAAACCAAAAAUAAUUUUAAAAAAUUAACAAAAAUCGAUAACCAUUAAAUGAUAUUUUAAAGUAGGAAUUUCUUCGUGUUUCGGCUUUAAGCCCACCGGCUUUAUCGGAAUUAAAGCACAUUUGGAUCAAAUUACUUUUCAUAGAAUAGUCGGUAUAUUCAUAUGCUUCGGCAAGUAACAUUUAAUCAUUAAGCGCAAUAAUCAGUAAUGCAAUUUACAAUGCUUUUUCCAGUUGCACAUUAAUCCGCAAGAGCGUCCGUUGAGCUUCCCUCUGCCGCCGUGCAACAUAUGCCAAUAUCAUAGAUAUGCGUUUUUUGCCUCCGAUGCCCAAUUAAUUAGUAAAUGUGCACCUGAAUUAGCAUCAGGCGCGGCAUCUGUGGCAGCAGCUGGCGCUUGCAUCGGCAAAUUUUAAUCAGACAAAAGCUUUUUUGCGGAAAUCAAUCGUCAAACAUCGUCGCAUGCGAAAAAAGGCCGAACACCGUGCACAAACCCGUUAUCGCGCGCACUUUCCGAUAGAAUUUAUAUUUUAUUCAAUAAGCACUGCACUGGCAAACAAAAACCAUUAUGCAAUCACUUGCAAUUAAGCGACGCACAAAAGUGUGUGAAAUUAAUUCUCACCUUCUCCCAAAAGACUUUCGAUCAUUCGCCCUUGUUGAUUUAAACGCUUUCCAAUUGUGUUUAAAGCUAAAAAGCAGCAGCAAAUUUGCUCGUGGCAAACAUUUUUAAAUAUUAUUAUUAUUGAACAACACCGAAAAAAGCCGAAACGGACAAAAACGAUGGAGCAUUUCGCAAAUAAACGAUUUUAUUUUAAUGAGAAAAUUACUUACACACCUGUUCGCCAACACAAUAUAUUCAUACAUUAUUCCUACAUACACACAUAUAGUAUAUAUGUACAUAGAUGUGGAUGCAUACAUACAUACGCAAUAUCCAUGUUUAAGUGAACUGCAAACAAUGUUAAUUAGCUAAUUAAAAAAGAAUGUGAACUAAGAGGAAAUGUAAAUUACAUUGAGGAGUGUUCGCGCAGUGGCCAGUCCGGAUGCGUGCGUGUGUGUGCUGGUGUGCGUUAUUUAACAUUUAAUCAAAAUGUAGCACGUUAACUAUGUGAAAACAUUUAAAUAAUUGAUGAAUAUGCCAAAUGCCAAAUCAAAAUUACUUCAUUGAAUUAAUAUUAUAAAAUGUUUAUAGUUCAUGACUGCUAGGAAUAAGACUUUUUCACUGCGAAUAUAAUGAUUUGUGAGCAAUAAAAACCCGAAAUAAAUCAGCAAACUUUAAACAUUUUUAAAGCCAAUUCGACUCGCUCAACUCUCAUAUUUUUGAUAACAUCAUUUCAUAAUUUUAUUUAUUAAGUUUCGUAGUUUUUCUCUAGUGAUAAUCUUGAUAGUCAUCCAUGCGGUUUCCCAUAAUCUUUCGCUUAUUUUUGAUUUGUGCUCAAGUUUUUAAACAAAUGGUCUUAAUGGGCGGAAGUUGACAUACAACUAAAGAAAAAAUCUAAGCUUCCACAGCUGCUCUAAUACUCAGUUUCUGUAAAUUAAUUUUCGACAAAUACAUACGAUGUGAACAUCGUGCGAAAACGGACAUCGUUAAAGAAGCGAACUUUUCGUUAUUCUUUAUGGGAAAAAGAGGAGUUCUUUACUUUAGCUAUGGGUUCGUACAAGUUCCAUUGCACCGAAAUUACUGAAUUUUUUUCGGAAAACAUAUAAUUUUAUAUUUUAUUUAAAAAGCUCAUUAAAAGCUUUCAACUUGUAUCAAUUCUCAAUCAUCAAUUCAUUUCUCAAAUACAAAAUAGAUAUAAAAUUGACAACAACAGCAAUAAAAAUUAGCGUAUAGAAGCGCUAGUGACGCAGUCAAAUGCUUAGGAGACUUAUAUUAUUUAGCAUUAAUCACUAUACAACUACAAAAUACAAAAACAAACCAAAAAUUAAAAGAAAAAGAAGCAUAAAUAUCCAACAUAUACGAAUGUAAGUAGGAAGAGAAAUGUAAAAAACUGAAUUAGUGACAAUCGAAAGCAAUAAACAUUAGGCAACAUUGUUUGUGUAAUCUGUUUGUACAUAUGUUUGUAUUAGUACCAACUAACUAGUUAUAAAAGUGAAAAAGAGAGACUAAUAACAAUUAACAAAAUUUACGCUAACUAAAUAUUACGAACAUACAUAUAAAUGAGAACACUAGGCAAUUAUACCAAGUAUGCAUAUAACAAUUACAAAAACAAAAACAAACAAAAAUUACCAUAAUGAAAUAUUCAAACAUGUACCAAAUAGAAAUCAAAAACCAUAAGUAGAUUAAUUCUAGUGAAAAUUCAAAGUAAUAAAACCGCGAGCGAUAGAAAAUCAAAUCUCAAGCAAUCCAAGUACGUAACUCACAUAAAUGUUGAAUGUGCACGAGAAGCGAACCGUCGAAACAAGCUCAAAUGUGGACUGUAAAAUAAUCAGAUUCAAAUAUUCAAAAUUAGGCAACAGAAAAAUGUACUUACAUAAGCGCCACUGACUGCUCCGUUGGUGGUGAUUCGAAAGCAAAGCCACGCAACAAAAUACGUAAAGUAGAAGCUCUUCCAAGAAACUCGGAAUUCUGCUAGAUCCAAAAUAUUGAAAUUAAAUUUUCGAAAUCGCAACAAAUCAAAUAAGCAAUAACGGUUGUUCCACAACAACACAAAACAGAGCGUAAGCAUUAAAUUAGCAAUGACAAUGCAAUAAUAAAUAAAUCAUUAGAAUACAAGAAAGACAAUUACCAAAGUAAAUACAAGUAGUAAAUGUGACUUCCAAAUGAGUUUCGAAAACGUUCCUUCUGCUAUUGCUCUGCUGUCUUUUCUGCAAGUUAUGUCGGCACUUUGAAGUCUUCCCUACCGAAAAUGACGUAAAAGCUCGCUCUUGAUUUAGUUUAUCUUUUGCACAAAAAUUUUUUGCUUGGCAUCUUCUUCCGACAAAUGUUUUUAGAGCUAUUUUUGACUUGAAUUCCGCUUGUUAAAAAAACCAUUCCACAAGCUCUCAUUAUAUUUGAAAACGCUUCCACACAAGAUACAUUUAUAAGGCGAUUUCAAUAUACCCUUUGCUAUUUCAUCUCAAAUUGCUAAAAAAUUGCAAUGCCCAGAACCCUUCGAACCCUUCUAUCUUUGUCGAAUAUUUGGAUCGAUGAACUGGUCUUUUUGGCCCAUGUCGAAGUGAAAAUCAACAAACAUACAGCGAACAACUUUCACAUUUUAACGCUCUAUUUAACAACUUAGGAAAACUAUGUGUACAUUUUUGAAAAACAAUAACAUAACGCGGCUUUAUAUUAUAUUUUCCUUCCUUUCAUUAGGUCCAUCUUAAUAAAGUGCAAUAAAUGUGUCGAGUUUGGAAAUAAGAAAAAUAUGUUCAUUCAAACACUCAGAUUUUUUCGUAGAAAGUGUUAAGUGUUUCAAACACAUUGCAAAAUAAAAAUAGAUUUAAACAUCCCAGGCAUUACCGAGAAGUUUGCGUUGCAAUUCCUGGAAUUAAGUUGACUGGGUAGCCAUCAAAGCACGGCUUGCAAAUCGCUUUAUAAGUCAGCAACUUGAUUCCAGCAAAUGCGAUGCCAAGCGAACGACAAAAAUGUGAAUGUGUGUGUGCGAAAAGAUUAUACAUUUUGUGGCAAGUGACUCGAAAGCUUAAUGAAGUGAAAGUUUUGAAUAACGCUAAAUAAAAAAAUCCGUUUUGAGAAAAAUGUUUGGACACAAGUUUCGGCAGUGACAUGUUUUACCGGUUCCAGGAAAACCAUUCGGAAAUAGAAUAUCACUAUGAAUUCUAGUUCUAAAUUGUCAUAUCAGUUUUAUAAUUUAUGUGACGACAGAUCGAAAAAUAAAUAAGAAAUGACCACAUAAAUAGAGCAAGAGACCCUCGGAAAAAAAUUUUAGGAUAAUUUAAAAAUAAUAUAUUAAAAUUUGACAUCCACAAAAACAAGUUGUGCUCGCUUUAUGUAUUAUUUUUUUUAAUAAUUUCAAAAGUAUCAUGUAACUCGGCACGGCCAUCAAUUACUCAAUGAUUCAUUUACGAAAACCGCCGAGUGUGAGUAGUUUGGCCAAUGGAUUACUCGUAUUUUCAUGUAAACAUUUGACAGUUAAUUAUUCGAGUGUUUUUUAGAAAGCUCUAAACCACACUGUGAGUGUGUGUGUUUGCUCACAAUGACAAUGAUUUAUGCAAAUAUUUACACUGGAAAAAAUAGUAGUGAAGUUGGUAUGAGCGCUAAUCAAACAGCUUUCCGCAAAGCGAAGCCAAACAAUUAAAGCGGCACCAUUUCACUAUUGAGCAUAACUUUAUUUAUCAAAUAGUAUUUAUUGUGGAAAUGUUGUGUGAUUACAGACAAACACUUUUCAUCGCGUGAUGCUAGUCGCACUUUAACUAACCAAAUAACCGGUAUAAGCGGUUAAGCAAGAAUAAAUAGGAGAACAAAGCGCAUUCAAUCAAAUUGUUUGAGUUGUACCUUAGGUACGAAGCUAUGCUUCUGUGUAUGUAUAAGUAUGUAUAUAUGUAUACGUAUGUAGAUAUUUUUGUAAUGUACUUUUUAUAACUAAACUUAACUAAUCUGAGGAGCAAAGCAUCCACUAAAAUGACACAAACAUUUGAAAAGUGUAAAAAGUCUAAGAAGUCGGAAAACUUCCUCUGCUCGUUGUACAAAUAUGCGUUCAUUAAUAUUUACUGAGAUAAGUGCAGAUAUUUUUAAGUGUUACAGACAUUUUGUUUAUAUACGUACAUAUGUUAACAUUAAAUUAUUUAUUGCUAUUCUAAUAUAUACACAUACACAUGCAUAUUUAUUUUGUUAGCUGUAAAUUUCUACAAAUAAGUGAGACAAAUUACUAGCAGUGGAGUACUAUUUAACUAUUAAACUAUAAAAUUAGCAUAUACAACAUUGAAUUAGUGAAUAUAUGUGUAAAACAUCAAGAGAAUACAAUAAUUAAUAAUGCAAAACAAAAGGAAAUUAAUUAAUAAAAUAAGGUAUAAAAGAUA
Bactrocera tryoni is the source of this 8707-nucleotide messenger RNA. RefSeq names its product octopamine receptor beta-2R (gene Octbeta2R). The transcript is spliced from 6 exons. The coding region runs from base 1 to 2079 and encodes 692 amino acids. Gene Ontology annotation, cellular component: membrane. Lineage: Eukaryota; Metazoa; Arthropoda; Insecta; Diptera; Tephritidae. The record is from RefSeq and is a predicted model, not a curated record. Gene Ontology annotation, biological process: adenylate cyclase-activating adrenergic receptor signaling pathway. Gene Ontology annotation, molecular function: octopamine receptor activity.